This is a messenger RNA of Onychomys torridus (southern grasshopper mouse), 883 nucleotides long. RefSeq names its product peptidyl-tRNA hydrolase domain containing 1 (gene Ptrhd1). NCBI's taxonomy places the organism in Eukaryota, Metazoa, Chordata, Mammalia, Rodentia, Cricetidae. Bases 18 to 440 code for a protein of 140 amino acids. The record is from RefSeq and is a predicted model, not a curated record. Gene Ontology annotation, molecular function: peptidyl-tRNA hydrolase activity. The transcript is spliced from 2 exons.
UCCACCCACCUCCCAGCAUGCACCGCAGAGUAGGUACGGCCAUUCAGAGUGUCAGGAAGAUGGCAGGCUCUGGGGCGGAGCCGCAGAUCCUUGUACAGUACUUAGUGUUACGAAAGGACCUAGCGCAGGCUCCUUUCUCCUGGCCCACGGGCGCACUGGUAGCGCAAGCCUGUCACGCCGCCACCGCAGCCUUGCAUCUUCACCGAGACCAUCCGCACACGGUAGCGUACCUCCGGGAGCUGGGGCGCAUGCGCAAGGUGGUUCUCGAGGCUGCUGAUGAGACCACUUUGAAGGAGCUGGCUGAGGCCCUGCAGCAGAAGGACAUUGACCACAUGCUGUGGCUGGAGCAGCCAGAGAACAUUGCCACGUGCAUCGCCCUCAGGCCAUACCCCAAGGAAGAAGUGAGCCAGUACUUGAAGAAGUUCCGAUUGUUCAAGUGACUACUGUUCCGGUAGAACUGGAUGCCAGCUGGGUCCGGGAGCCAAAUGCUCUCUGUCCUGAAGCCCUGUGGACCCCUUUCAAUGUUGAUGUGCUCUUCCCCUCCAGUUAUGAUGGUUUCUUAAGAGCCAGCUGAGAUUCAGAUUAAAGCCAUCAUUAACAAGUACUUCCUAUUAUCUUAAUUAUUGCCUCCAAGUUCAAGCGAGGGAAGCUGGUAAGCAGCAAUAUUAUCUGUGGGGCAUUGAUUAAACAGAAGAUAUAUAUAUAUAUAUGGGUUUGGAAUAAUAGACCUCUUCUAAUCACCCAGGUUUAACAUGUUGUCUUUGAGUUCGGUAUCUAGCCCAUCCCCUCCUGCUUCCCAAUCACUGGCCUCCAGUCUCUAGUGCAGUACCAGAAUGUUCCUGUUCUUCCCCUCUUUGCUGCUUCAUAAAUUCAGUUAAACAUA